Stegodyphus dumicola is the source of this 441-nucleotide messenger RNA. RefSeq names its product histone H2B.2-like. NCBI's taxonomy places the organism in Eukaryota, Metazoa, Arthropoda, Arachnida, Araneae, Eresidae. The record is from RefSeq and is a predicted model, not a curated record.
AUGGAUAACAUCGAAAUGGAACAUCCAAAUAGCAUCGAUAACAUCAAAAUGGAAAAUUACUUUAUUUUAGAGAAGAGUUCUCAGUCUCUGCAUCAACUCAGAAAGAAAACGUACAAAAAGAAGAAAGUAAAAAAAGAGCCAAAUAUUUCAAAAACUACCUUCAAGCGAUUUAUUCUAAGGAUAAAGAAAAUUAUAGCGCCUAAAAUCAAACUAGGAGCCAUGACAUUGGACCAGUUAGAUGACUUCAUAUCUCAUGCCUUGGAGAUGUUGGAUUCAGAGCUUCGGACUUUAUUUAAAUUAGAUGAGAAAAAAACUCUAACCUCCAACCAACUGGAAUCUGCAAUCCGCCUUUGCUUCCCAAAAUGUCUCAGUGAUUCAGCUAUCGAAUUUGGCAAAACAGCAGUUCGAGUGUAUUAUACAAAUUCUCCGAAUUCCCAUUAA